This is a messenger RNA of Xyrichtys novacula (pearly razorfish), 7226 nucleotides long. NCBI's taxonomy places the organism in Eukaryota, Metazoa, Chordata, Actinopteri, Labriformes, Labridae. The record is from the annotation of a GenBank genome assembly.
AUGGCUGACUACAGCAGCGUGGCUCCCCCGUCCUCUAACGCCGGUGGUGGGAUGAACGACGCUUUCAAAGACGCCUUGCAACGAGCACGACAGGUGAGAGAAUUUGUUUUUCAUUUCUGCCCCCCAAAAUUGAGGUAAAAACAGAAGAAAAUGGCUAGUUUUACCUCUUAAGCGUCGCGGCAUACUGCAGCAAGGCGGGCUAAGCUAAAACCAUGACUCGCUAACUUUCACGGUAACUGUUACGCCACAUCGAAAAAUGCACAAAUAUGCACGUAGAAGCGACUACAGCGAAAUGAAAUGGGUUAAAUAGACAAAAAUGAACAGUUUUAAAUCACCUCAUGGUGUGCUUAGAGUUAAAUUUAGUGAGAAGACUGGAAGUUUUCGCCUUCCUUUGUUGGUUAGUCUCCGGGCACAGUUGUAGGCCGCAGCCAGCGUCUCCCGGUCUGAACAUCGUAACCUCAACAUUAUGCAGAUUGUACAUUUAAAAUGUGUUUUUAUGUCUUUUUUUUAUGUUUUAGAUCGCAGCGAAGAUUGGUGGUGAUGGCGUAGCGGCACCUCCAUCGAACGAAUUCGGCUACGGAGGCCAGAAAAGGCCCCUGGAGGACGCUGGUGGGUAUUUUCCCAUGCCUAACCUGAAUAUCGGUCAGUGGCUCAAAUCGAUUCAAUGAAGUCUAGAUAAUCAAUGCCUGCCUCUGUUUUUAGCUAAUAUGAAAUGGUUGUUGUAUGAGAAGAUGUACCCAAAUUAUCGUAAUACAAGCAGAAAGUCUUUACAUUCUAACAGUUUUACUGAUCUGUCUUAAUUUCUGUUUAUCCAUUAAUCAUUAGAGAUGAUUGUAUACUUCUGUUAAUAGUAGAUGCAUGUUUGACAUCUGAUAUUUUAACUGUCUGCCUUCACAGGUGUGUGAGAUCAUUGUCCACUGAUGGAGAUGAAACAAUGUUUGUAAUAACUGAUUAUUUCUGUAUAAAAAAAGAUAGGCCUGAGACUGAUAAUGGGGGUUGAAGAUGGGCAACAGGUUGAGCUGGUUUCAGUUUGACUUUAAGUAUUGGUUUAAUGAAGUCUUGGUGCAGUUAAGUCAAGCUUCUGUCACUGUCUUGGUACAAAAGUAUUAAAUAGAGAGUCAUUUUUUGGCAAAAGUGUGCUUGUCUCCUAUACAGCAAGUUCAAAUAUGCCCCCUUUUUAGCCAGAUUCUACUAAACCCUCCAGCUGACCCGUUGUGUCUUAUAGAAAAGCACGCUGGUUGCAACUGUUGCAGAAGGAACCUGAGCGAGUUUACAGCUUUGUAACUUUUGCACGUGGCUUUGUCUUAUUUACUUGGGUACUUCUCCUUCUCUUGGUGCUAUUUUAACAACCUGACUUCCUUCUAAGGCAUCUUCUGGUGGUGAAAUGUGAGCCACUGCAGAAAGUAAUAAAAACGACAGUUCCUUAAAUACUCAAAGCUGUCUCCAAAAGCCUGAAAGUAAUCCAGAAAAUAUGACAUUUCUCUCAUCUUAGUCCAAAAUGUUUUGGCUCUUAGUAGUGCUAGUUUUCUCAAUUUUCUUUGGCUUUCUCGCCUUCACUUGAUAGGAUAGACUAAUUAGGAGCAAACGUGGUAAGUGACACGCAGAAAAGGAGCCUCCAGCUAGAAACGGUCAUAACCCGGGCUGGCUGUGUUUACCGCUUGGCGAGUGGCACUCCCUAAAUUGUUUUCUCACUCACUGGUUUUGAAGAGAAAAGGUCACAAGUUUCAUGUAACUUGGAGCUUGCUGACUUGGAGUGAGAGGCGAACACACUAGCUGUUAUUGAAAUGAUUAAGGGCCAGAGUAAGUUGAGUCAUCUUUUCCAGUGCGGUAACCUCGACUGAUAAGCCUCCAAAUUCUGCAUCAGACACGAAUGAUGCCACUGAGACGGUGUCCAUGUUGUUUAUAGUCACUUCUGAUCUUACAUUACAUUGUGUGACUGAAUGGGAUAUUUCUUUGGCACAUAUAUAUAUAUAUAUAUAUAUAUUAUAUAUCAAUCAUAUAAACUGACCAUACCCUUAUCGAUGGAUGUUGAACUCUUAGAGCAGUGCAAGCUUCUACCUUGUGCCUCAUUGUGUGCCUUCCCUUUAAUGCUUAUCACUCCCUUCACAUGGAAGAAAACUGUUGGUUAUUAGCUUGUGGAUAUGAUGAAUAUUUACCCCAGUUAUUUUGUCAUUUUUCCACAGAUCAACCAGAGACAAAGAAAGUGGCGACAAAUGACGGUACGCAUUUUGUUGUUUUGUUUUGAUCAUUCCCACCUGUUACAUUUAGACUCAUCAGUGUGAAACUGUAUGAUUAGGGAUAUUUCCUCUAAUGCAAUGAUUUUCUUUUUUGGUUCAAUAGCCUUUUCAGCAAUGGGAGGAAUGGGCGGCCCUCCAAGGUGAGCACUUGGAGUUAAAAUUCCGGUUAUUACUUCUUCUAUAUUCAACCAUCUGCUGCAAAGCUAACCUUGAUCCAUCCUGUCGUUCUCAGGUCAUUAUCAGAGGAGUUCAAAGUCCCUGAUGGAAUGGUUGGAUUCAGUAAGUAAUCAUUAAAGCAGACGCAAAUAUUUAAUCACCUGUAAUUGGUAUCUGGCAAUAACACGCCUAAUUUCUCCUAGUAAUUGGAAGAGGUGGCGAACAAAUAUCUCGUCUGCAGCAGGAGUCUGGCUGUAAAAUACAGAUCGCACCUGGUAAGAUUGGGCUAGAUUUUUAUUGGCUUUCAUUUGCAAUUUGUAAUCUUUAAGUUGUAACUAACCGCUUCUUCUCUGUGUUGUAGAUAGCGGUGGCAUGCCGGAUAGGUCGGUAACAUUAACUGGACCACCAGACUCCAUCCAGUAAGUUCUUUUUGUUUUUAGUUUAAUUGUUCCUAAGAGGAAAAACCUGAAGUUUUUGAAGCAGAAAUGCAAUUUUUUUAAUAAGACAAGCAAAGAAAGUUUCUGAAAUUGUGUUGUGUGCCAGCCACUUAAUUUAAAUUGUGUGUUUAUGCCAAGUCCUGUUCAAAAUCUUACAUACAGUGUGUGAUUGUGUUUUUUGUCCCACCAGGACUGCAAAGAGACUUUUAACAGAGAUAGUAGAGAAGGGACGUCCAGCUCCAGCCUUCAACCACAAUGAUGGUCCGGGAAUGACUGUCCAGGAGAUCAUGGUCCCUGCUUCUAAAGCUGGGCUUGUCAUUGGAAAAGGAGGAGAGACCAUCAAAAGCCUUCAGGUCAGUGGAAAGUUGAUGUUUGAGAAGUGGUUACUGCUUUUUUAUCAGGUCAAACAAUCAGCAUUACCACACCAUGAUGGCAUCAUUCACCUCCUCUGUUUGCUUUCAGGAAAGAGCCGGAGUGAAGAUGGUCAUGAUCCAAGACGGACCCCAAAACACAGGCGCAGACAAGCCGCUCCGCAUUUCAGGAGAACCUUUCAAAGUCCAGGUGAGUAAGAUGUUUGACUGUUGUAUUUUGAGAUGUGACUCACCUCUUGUUGUAGGCUGGCGAUCAAGAGAGCCGUGCUAUAAUGAAUUGUACUUUCUGUUCCCCUCAGCAAGCCAAAGAGAUGGUGAUGGAGCUGAUCAGAGAUCAGGGCUUCAGGGAGCAGAGGGGAGAGUACGGCUCACGAGUCGGAGGUGGCGGAGGAGACAGUUUAGAUGUGAGUAUUAGUUAGAGCUUUGUCUUUUUUGUUCUGGAGCUGAGGGCUUGAAUCUGUGUCUUAACUCUGUUUUCUGUCAUUUAGGUUCCUGUUCCCCGGUUUGCUGUUGGAAUCGUGAUCGGCAGAAAUGGAGAGAUGAUCAAGAAAAUCCAGAACGACACAGGCGUCAGAAUUCAGUUUAAACCAGGUGAGUCUGAGCGGUCAAGGAAGGAUAAUGGCACAGAUUAAAAUGUGUACGGUCCGUGAUGAAAACUCAUGCACCACGCUGAAGAAGUGAUGGAUAACCCUAACCCUAAUUUAUCUGAGACCUCAACACAUACAAGACUGCGUAUCAAAUGGGAGUUAAUGUUCUGUGUAGAGAUGUGAAUCAACCAAACUCAAAGUCUCUUCUUCCUUCCCUCCAGACGAUGGCAGCACGCCUGACAGGAUAGCACAGAUCAUGGGCCCCCCUGACCAGGCGCAGCACGCAGCAGAGAUCAUUUCUGACCUGCUGAGGAGCGUACAGGCCGGCGGUCCCCCUGGGCAUGGUGGUGGCAGGGGUCGUGGUCGCGGGCAGGGAAACUGGAACAUGGGCCCCCCUGGUGGCCUGCAGGAGUUUACCUUCACCGUCCCAACCAUGAAGACAGGGCUCAUUAUUGGGAAAGGCAAGUGAAGAGGCCACUUUGAACCAGAUUUCCAUUCAGACAAAGAUGAUUCCUCGAUUCUUAAGUUGUUAACAUUCCUAGUUUGCUGUUUUGUCUCAUAGACUGGUGGACAAAUUUAAGGAAUAUACGUGAGGCAGUUUUUUCACUCAUGGUUUCUGGUUUCCUCAGGUGGUGAGACAAUCAAAGGCAUCAGCCAGCAGUCUGGAGCCCGGAUCGAGCUGCAGAGGAAUCCUCCUCCCAAUGCUGACCCCAACAUCAAAAUGUUCACAGUCCGCGGCUCCCCUCAACAGAUCGACUACGCCCGGCAGCUGGUGGAGGAGAAAAUCGGGGUUCGUUUAUUUUUCACUUGAUGUUUAACUUUUUUUUACUUUGAAGGUUUUUUUUUCUGACUGGGAAAUGUUCUGUUUUUAGGGUCCAGUCACUCCAAUGGGUGGGCCGCACGGUCCCCCUGGUCCACAUGGAGGUCCAGGCCCACAUGGUCCCCCUGGGCCACCUGGACCACCUGGGGCCCCCAUGGGUCCGUACAAUCCUGGGCCAUACAACCAGGGACCUCCAGGACCUCAGUGAGUUUCAUGUUUUAAGUGGAUGAUUAAUGAAUCAAGUUCAUAGGGUGUUUGCAGGUCUAUGAAGCACCAAAGGAGUCAAAGCAGGAUAACUGAUGACUAGUUUAAUGUGAAGUUUAGUUUCUUUUUGAUUCCUUUUUAAAAACAGUCAAGACUUUAUCUCUGUAUAGCAUAAGAAAUUAGUCAAAUAAUGUUUAAAUCAACUCAUGAGAGUGUGUGUAGAGCUGUACAGCAGUGCUGAGACACAGGUGAAGGUGUGAAAGUUGAUGGUGUUGUGUUGUCUUUCUUUAGCGGUCCACCUGCGCCUUAUCAGCCUCAGGGAUGGGGCAACGGUUACCCACACUGGCAACAGGGACAACCUGAUCCCAGUGAGUACCUGCUGUUAUCUCUUAUUGUUGGACAGCUUUACAAUAACAAAUGAAAAAGUGUUGACUCUGCUCUCUCCGUCACACUGUACUGUGUGAAGGAAUUGAAAUUUGAUGUAAUAAGCUUUUCUCCGGUUUUGUCAAAAAUCUGGCUUGUGUCAAGAUAAAGCAGCUGCGGAUGCCAACGCGGCGGCGUGGGCAGCCUACUAUGCUCAGUACAGCCAGCAGCCACAGGCUCCCAUGACCCCGACAAGCGGAGCUCCCGGCACGACUCAAGCCAACGGCCAAGGUAACUGACAUGUUCCUCCUCUAGCAGCUCCUCGGUGCCCCCUAGAAAAAGCAGCAAGUGCUUAGACAAGCGCAGAAUAGUGUAGCUAACUAGCUGGAGUCCGUAGUGUUCUGUGCUCAUGUCGUCCUGCUGUCGCUAACAGGAGGCCAGUUGUUUGAUUUAACCUUUUAAAAUGACUUUGCUUUUGCAGAGAAGCUUCUUUUUUUUCUUUUAAACAUUUUUUUUAUAUUACCCCAGGGACAGGAUAGUUUUCUUCCACCACCCCUUAGGCUGACAGCUCGACCCAGGCAGGUGGAGGACAGACUGCUGAGAAUGCUCCACUAAUUACAAGUUACCGUUCUUUUUAACAGGUGACCCACAGGCUGCAGGUCAGAGUGGACAGGCAGAUUACUCCAAGGCCUGGGAGGAAUAUUACAAGAAAAUGGGUAUAUGAACGUAGCUUCAGUGUACACCUAUUAACACAAGACAGUCUAAACAGCCGCUGGGUGUUCAAUCAGCUUCUUUUUCAGGUCUGGGUUUUUGCUGGCCUGCUGUGGAGCCUUUUCACUGUGCCUCCACUUUGUCUUAACAUUGACCCUUGUGCUGUUUAGACUGCAACACUUUGACUAUCUACAGGACUGAGCUGUCGACACAGAACCACCUUUUUCACGAGCUUAGAGUAGCUUAUUUUCCAGAGUAUCUUAGGGCUCUUACCAACACUGAAGGAUGUGCCAUGAAUGUUUACUGCCACUGAAUGUUAAAGAGAUAACAGAUGAAAUGUAGAGUCAAUGUCUUGAGUUUGUAUCAGAUGUCUUUUGGCGCUUUGUUGCAUUUAUACAAUUUUUAUUCUCUCUGUAGGUCAACAGAGUCAACAACCUCAGGACUACACGAAAGCCUGGGAGGAGUAUUACAAGAAACAAGGUGAGAACUGUGAGUCUAACAUCAUAAAGUCUCGUUUUUGCUAUAGAAACAGAUGCACCACGUUUAUCUGGAUUUCAUGUGUUCAGGAAGGCUGAACAUGCAGAAGAAUAUUUAAAGACAUGCAGACAGUAUUGUUAAUCUGGUUAGGUCAUAUUUUAAUCUAGAAUUUCAGUGCAUUUCAUCUGAUUUUAAAUGUCUGGAUGUAAAACAUUAUCAGUUAGCGAUGUGAAAGGGUGGCUGUGCCUCUCCAGCAACCCUCUUCAGUAGAGUGGCUGCUCCCUCAGCCGCCCAACAGAAAAUCAGAAGGUUUCUGUCCUGCCACUUUGAGAAAACUGUGGUGGGUUCGUUCCCCUUCUCAUAAAUGAUGUAACAGGGCGACACAUUUCAGCACUUUUUACCACACUUGUUUCAUAAGCUGCAUUGACCAACCAGCUCUGUUCCCCCUCCCCUCAGGUCAAGCUGCUCCUCAGGCCACAGCAGCGGCAGCAGCAGCCUCCCAACCCGGAGGCCAGCCCGACUACAGCGCUGCCUGGGCGGAGUACUACCGUCAGCAGGCAGCUUACUACGGCACCGCCAACCCUCAGUCGAUGGGUGCAGCCCCACAAGCCCCUCAGGUACACCCCCACUAAAAAUCAGCCCUCCACAUCCACUCAAUACUCAAUUCUUUGUUGUGCCCUAAUCCCGCUUCCUCCCACAGGUUUUACAGGAGUUGCAGUGAUCCAGCAGCGUCACACACUUAACCAAAAACCUUUCCCUCCUUAUACAGGCUUUUAACUUUUUAUUUUGGGAAGCUGAGUCCACUGUUUCUGCUGUUAACAUGCAAUGUAUCUUCUAUGUAUUUCUUUGCACAGGGCCAGUAA